CAGACAUCCUGCUCCGCGUGGACUCGCCGUGUUUACCGCUAUGCCUGGGAAAUGUCGCAGAGACGGAAGAGCUGGUCUUAACUCGCAGUUGAGCGUGGUGAGCGUCCGGCGGGGGGUAAUCCCGGUGUUAGGCAGUUUGGCGAGUGUCUCGGGAGCGGUGAGGUGAUGGAGGCCGGCAGCUGCUCCGGCUCAGAGGGGGAGGCCGAGGGCGCGGGGGCCGGCACCCCCGUGCGCGUGCGGGUGGAGGGCAGCGUGUUCGCGGUGGACCGGGCCCUGCUGGUGCAGGGCUGCGACUACUUCGGUGCCCUGUUCCGCUCGGGGAUGCGGGAGUGCCGGCAGGAGGAGAUCUGGCUGCAGGGAGUGCGAGCGGGCGGGUUCCUCACCGCGCUCAGCGUGCUCCGCGGGGAGCGGCCCCUCCUCAGCGCCCAGCAGCUCGUCGACGCCGUGGAGUGCGCCGCCUUCCUGCAGGUGGCGCCCCUCGCCCGCCACCUGGCCGACCUCGUCACCUCCGACACCUGCCUGCUGCUGUGUCAGGCGGCCGCCGUGUUCGGCCUGCGCGAGCUCUACCUCAGCGCCGCGCUCUUCAUCCGGGACAUGUACGGCGACCUGGCGGAGGAGGCGCGGGCACUGCCGGACCCUGUGCGGCGGGAUGUGGAGGCCCUCACGCCCAGCUCCUACGUGGCGGUGGGGACGCAUUCCCCCUCCAUGGAGAUGCUGCAGGACUCCUUCCGCACGCUGUGCUACCUGGACGAGGAGGCGCGGGAGUGGAGGCACCUGACCGACCUGCCCACCCACGCCAGCACCUCCAUGGCGGGCGUGGCCGUGCUCGCCAACCGGCUCUACAUCGUGGGAGGGGUGCGCGGCGUCAGCAAGCAGGUGGUGGAGUCCUGCUUCUGCUACGACGCGUGGGAGGACACCUGGAGCGUGAUCCCCAGCCCCCGCCAGCCGCGCUACAACUUCACGCUGGUGGGCCAUGAGGGCCGGCUCUUCGCCAUCGGCGGCGAAUUCGAGCGUACGCUCAUGUCAUCGGUGGAGACGUAUGACGUGGCGGCCGGCGCCUGGUCCUUCGCCAGCAACGCCCCGUGGCCCGUGGCCGACGCCGCCUGCGCCAAGGCCAUGAGCCGCAUCUUCCUGUGCUUCUGGAGGCCCAUGGAGACCACCGACAUCUACGAAUACGUUCCCUCGACGGACCACUGGCGGCUCAUCACCUCGCUGAUCCGGCCGCAGAGCUACGGACACUGCAUGGUGGCGCACCGUGACAACCUGUAUGUCAUGCGCAACGGGCCUUCGGACGACUUCCUGCGCUGCCUCAUGGACUGCUACAACCUGAGCACGGGCCAGUGGACCGCUAUGCCCGGCCACUACGUCAACAGCAAGGGGGCGCUGUUCACUGCUGUGGUGCGCGGCGACUCGGCCUUCACUGUCAACCGCAUGCUGACGCUGGAGUAUUCCAUCCUCGGGGACCGGUGGAAGCCCCGCAGGGAGAUGAAGGGGUUCCCCAGGAGCGGCUCCGUCACCACCUUCCUGCUGCGGCUACCGCGGGCAUCCCGGAACCAGGCAACACCCCCUCCUGAUGCCCCAGGACCGUCUCCACGGUGACAGGACAGUGAGGCACACAGAUCCUCUAACAGGUGGAGUUAUCCUGUAAAAUCAGGGACUUCGACCAAUCAGAGCGUGUUUGCUGUGGGCAGCAAAGACUAUUUGAUUGGUUCAUUCGACCAAGCCCUACUCCUUAUAUCCCUGCAGUUAUUAAAACAAACAUCUUUGAUAAAAAUGCAUUCUCUGUGUUUGUUUGUA
Messenger RNA from Megalops cyprinoides (Indo-Pacific tarpon), 1797 nucleotides. Its product is annotated as kelch repeat and BTB domain-containing protein 13. Gene Ontology annotation, molecular function: protein binding. The record is from RefSeq and is a predicted model, not a curated record. NCBI's taxonomy places the organism in Eukaryota, Metazoa, Chordata, Actinopteri, Elopiformes, Megalopidae. Bases 166 to 1599 code for a protein of 477 amino acids. The transcript has a single exon.